Messenger RNA from Anopheles maculipalpis, 2355 nucleotides. RefSeq names its product vesicle-fusing ATPase 1-like. Gene Ontology annotation, cellular component: Golgi stack. Gene Ontology annotation, biological process: Golgi to plasma membrane protein transport; intra-Golgi vesicle-mediated transport; SNARE complex disassembly. Lineage: Eukaryota; Metazoa; Arthropoda; Insecta; Diptera; Culicidae. The transcript has 8 exons. The record is from RefSeq and is a predicted model, not a curated record. Bases 33 to 2315 code for a protein of 760 amino acids. Gene Ontology annotation, molecular function: ATP hydrolysis activity; ATP binding.
GUUGAAAAAGACAACUAAACUAAACAAUCGCAAUGGCAAUGAUAAUGAAAGCUGCUAAAUGCCCUACCGAUGAACUGUCGCUGAAGAAUAGGGCCAUCGUCAGCGCAGGCGAUUUUCCGCCGGAUAUCAAGUACAUCGACGUAUCGACUGCACCUGGCCAGCAUUUCAUUUUUUACAUCGAACGUACAGUUGCUGGGGAAAUAAAUCCUGGAACCAUAGGAUUUUCUUUGCUGCAGCGGAAAUGGGCAACACUUUCAAUUAAUCAGGACAUUAGUGUCAAACCAUAUCAUUUCGAACGAUCGUCCGAGGUACUUUGCAGUAUUGCUCUGGAAGUGGAUUUUUUACAGAAAAAAACUGUAACGCACGAGCCAUACGACAGCGAUCACAUGGCAAAAGACUUCUUAUUACAAUUUGCGGGUUUGGCAGUUACCGUCGGGCAGCCGUUGGUUUUCAACUUCCAAGACAAAAAGCUGCUUUGCUUGGCAGUGAAAACGCUCGAGGUUAUCGAUGCCGCAGCAAUGGCUAGUGGCGUAUCUUCUGGCAACGGUUCUGGUGGUGGUUCUGUAGAACCGAAACGUGUCAACUUUGGUCGAUUGCUAGCAAAUACCGUUGUAACGUUUGAAAAGGCCGAAGGUUCCGGAUUGAAUCUUGUCGGACGUUCGAAGGGCCGUGUUACGGCCGUUAGACAGUCGAUCAUUAAUCCUGAUUGGGACUUCGGAAGAAUGGGUAUCGGUGGUUUGGACCGUGAAUUCAAUGCUAUUUUUCGGCGUGCAUUUGCAUCUCGUGUGUUUCCACCAGAGGUUGUCGAGCAGCUUGGAUGUAAGCAUGUAAAAGGCAUUCUACUAUAUGGACCUCCUGGUACCGGCAAAACUCUCAUGGCCCGACAGAUUGGCACAAUGCUGAACGCUCGUGAACCGAAGAUUGUUAACGGUCCGCAGAUUUUGGACAAAUACGUUGGAGAGUCUGAGGCUAACGUGCGUCGACUAUUUGCGGAUGCGGAAGAAGAAGAGAAAAGGCUUGGACCAGCAAGUGGACUGCACAUAAUAAUUUUCGAUGAAAUUGAUGCCAUUUGCAAAGCUCGUGGAACAGUUGGAGGCAAUUCCGGUGUGCACGACACCGUUGUGAAUCAGCUAUUGGCAAAAAUCGAUGGAGUGGAGCAGUUAAACAACAUUCUAGUCAUCGGAAUGACCAACCGCAGAGAUAUGAUUGACGAAGCUCUGCUACGCCCCGGUCGACUGGAAGUCCAAAUGGAAAUCAGUCUUCCUAAUGAAGAAGGCCGCGUACAGAUAUUGUCCAUCCAUACUCGUCGCAUGAAGGAGUUUAAGAAACUGGCACCAGACGUAGACCUGCGAGAACUCGGAGUAAAGACUAAAAAUUUCAGUGGUGCCGAAUUGGAAGGCUUGGUUCGUGCUGCACAAUCUACUGCAAUGAAUCGUCUGAUAAAAGCGGCUUCGAAAGUAGAAGUUGAUCCAGCAGCAAUGGAGAAAUUGAUGGUAACCAGGGAAGAUUUUCUACACGCUUUCGAAAAUGAUAUCAAACCGGCUUUCGGAACAGCGGCAGAAGCUCUGGAAAACUAUUUAACCAGGGGCAUUAUCAAUUGGGGCUUGCCGGUUGCUCAUAUUCUUGAGGAUGGUGCUCUUUACACCGAACAGGCCAGAGGUGCGGAAGGCUCCGGACUGGUUUCGGUGCUUUUGGAAGGCCCACCAAACGCAGGGAAAACAGCUCUAGCAGCGAAACUUGCAAAAUUAUCCGACUUUCCAUUCGUUAAAGUUUGCAGCCCUGAUGAAAUGGUUGGUUUUACGGAGAGUGCGAAAUGUUUGCAGAUACGCAAGUACUUUGAUGAUGCCUAUCGUUCAACAUUUAGCUGUAUCCUCGUGGAUAAUAUCGAGAGAUUACUAGACUAUGGUCCCAUCGGUCCUCGAUACUCGAAUCUUACGCUGCAGGCGCUUUUGGUUUUGCUAAAGAAACCACCACCAAAAGGAAAGAAACUUCUAAUCCUUUGCACUACCAGCCGACGACAAGUGUUGGAGGAUAUGGAAAUGCUGUCAGCAUUUACAGCCGUCCUGCAUGUGCCGAACCUGUCAACGGCAGAUCAUUUGAUUGCUGUCCUCGAACAGGAACCUGAUGUGUUUGGACGCAACGAAUUAGCUGCUAUUUAUAAGCGCCUGAAAGGACGCCGUAUUUUUGUUGGAAUCAAAAAGCUACUGGAUUUGAUCGAUCUAGCCCGACAAAUGGAUCCUCAAACACGGAUGAUGAAGUUUUUGUCAAAACUUGAAGAAGAAGGAGCUAUAGAAGAUGCUACUGUGGCACAUUGAAAGAAUAUGUAAGCAUUUGAUUGUACCAUCUCUGCAUAAU